CUGCUCCGUGGGUACUGCCAGGGGAAGAGGAGGAGGAGAAAGAGGAGGAAGGAGGAGGCGUUGAUGGCAGUAGGGUCCUGUGACAGCAGCUGAACCGAAGGCACGGUAUGUGGGUCGCUCGGGGUUUGGCGGCUUCUGCUCGUGGUUCCUUGUUUGUUUGGCUGUUUCGUUUGUGUUUUGGAAGGACAGCAGAAGGUCCGUGUGGAGGAAAUGGGGACCUUCUGCCCAGCGCCAUGAGGACAAGCUGCUGCAGUCACCUGCCAGGAGUCCCACCGGAGCACCCGCUGGCUCCUGAGGGCAAGGCCCUGCCUGGUGGCAGCGGUGCCCCAACCAGCAGCUGCCCUCAAUAUGUCAUGCAGGUGUCGUCCAAAGAUGGGCAGCUGCUCUCCUCCAUUGUGAGGAUGCUUGUGACACAGAGCAGCCCCUUCAAUGACCGACCUAUCUGCAGGAUAUGCCAUGAGGGCAGCAGCCACGAGGGCCUACUGUCCCCCUGUGAAUGUACAGGGAUCCUGGGGACCAUUCACCGCACCUCCCUGGAGCACUGGCUGUCCUUUUCAAACACCAGCUACUGUGAACUCUGCCACUUCAGGUUUGCAGUGGAGCGCAAACCCAGGCCACUGGUGGAGUGGCUGAGGAACCCAGGCCCCCAGCAUGAGAGGAGGACUCUCUUUGGAGACAUGGUGUGCUUCUUGUUUAUCACCCCACUGGCGACCGUCUCUGGCUGGUUAUGUCUGCAAGGAGCAGUGGACCAUCUGCACUUUCGUAGUAGGCUAGAAGCUGUUGGCCUCAUUGCACUCACUGUGGCACUCUUCACUAUUUACCUCUUUUGGACCCUAGUGUCCUUCAGGUAUUACUGCAGGCUCUACAUCGAAUGGCGUCAGACCAAUCAGAGGGUGAUUCUGCUCACCCCAAAGUCUGCCCUGGUGCCCCACAAGCAGCAGUCCCUGCUGGGCCUACAGCCCCUCAAAAGGAACUCAAAGGAGACAAUAGUUUGAUUUGGGCAGUUCUGCACACGGGCCAGGCACUAAGAAUAUUUUCCUUAAACUCAGACACUGCCCAGAGCCCAGGAGUGUGCUAUUCCCAUCUCCAAAUUCUUUGCAGAGGAUUGAACUACUGUUUCAAUCCAAAUCAUGGAUGCUGCAAUCGUAUGAUAUUUGCUAAACUGCCAAACUUGUUUAUUUAGCAGGUACUGUAUGGAUUCUACAAAUUUGUGUUAAUUCUUGCAUCAUCUCUUUUUAUUGUUUAAAGUAUUAAACGGUGACAAUUAACAAUGCACAACAGGUUUUAAAAGUGCUUUGUUUUUAUAAUUUCAUAUUCCUACAGUAUUAUUUCUUUAGGUAGCUAGACAGUAACCAAUAUUGCAUUGUUUCCAAAAGUACAGCAAUGGCAUUCCCUCAAUUUUAGCUGCAGGUCCAUUAUACCAAUAUUUGGAUUAUUAAAUUUUGUCUGUAAUGAGUUCUACAAACUUAUAUAUUAUUUAAAUGCUGUAAAGUGAUUAGAAAAAUA
Neopelma chrysocephalum (saffron-crested tyrant-manakin) is the source of this 1506-nucleotide messenger RNA. RefSeq names its product membrane associated ring-CH-type finger 3 (gene MARCHF3). The record is from RefSeq and is a predicted model, not a curated record. NCBI's taxonomy places the organism in Eukaryota, Metazoa, Chordata, Aves, Passeriformes, Pipridae. The transcript is spliced from 5 exons. Gene Ontology annotation, biological process: protein ubiquitination. Bases 108 to 995 code for a protein of 295 amino acids. Gene Ontology annotation, molecular function: zinc ion binding; ubiquitin-protein transferase activity.